This is a messenger RNA of Polyodon spathula (Mississippi paddlefish), 5387 nucleotides long. RefSeq names its product vitellogenin-like. The transcript is spliced from 35 exons. The record is from RefSeq and is a predicted model, not a curated record. The coding region runs from base 6 to 5276 and encodes 1756 amino acids. Gene Ontology annotation, molecular function: lipid carrier activity. Lineage: Eukaryota; Metazoa; Chordata; Actinopteri; Acipenseriformes; Polyodontidae. Gene Ontology annotation, biological process: lipid transport.
CGACCAUGAAGGGGAUCAUAGUCGCACUGGCUAUAGCCAUUGUGGCUGCUGCUCCGGAUAACUUGAACCCAGAUUACAGCAGCAGUAAGACCUAUGAGUACGAUUAUGAGGGUCAGCUUCUGGCUGGGCUUCCUGAGAAGGGCCUGGCAAGAGCCGGCCUGAAAUUGGGCUGCAAAGUGCAAAUCAGCGGAGUCGCCCAGAAAACAUACUUGCUUAAGAUUGUUGAUCCCCAGAUUAAGGAAUAUAAUGGGAUCUGGCCCAAAGAUCCAUUCAGACCUGCAGAAAAACUCUCCCAGGCAUUGGCUUCUCAGCUACAGAAACCCAUCAAGUUUGAGUACAGCAACGGCCGUGUUGGAAACAUUUACUCUCCCGCGGAGGUAUCAGAGACUGUCAUCAACAUCCAGAGAGGAAUCCUGAACAUGCUACAAAUUAACAUCAAGAAGACCCAGAAUGUGUACGAAUUGCAGGAGGAUGGAGUUCAAGGUGUCUGCCAAACAAGCUAUGUGAUUCAAGAAGACCAGAAGGCGAAUCACAUCAUUGUCACAAAAUCCAAGGACCUGAAUAACUGCGAGGACAGAAAAAAGAAGGACAUUGGUAUGGUUUAUACAGAGCAAUGUGACCGCUGUCAACAGAAUGGAAAGAACCUGCGAGGCGCCGCUACUUACACAUAUGUGAUGAAACCCACUGACAAUGGUGCUCUGAUCACUCAAGUGAAUGCUCAGGAGAUGCAUCAGUUCACACCCUUUAAUGAAAUGCAUGGAGCUGCUCAAAUGGAAGCAUGGCAAAAGCUAGUUCUGAAGAAUAUAAAAAACAACCCAGUAAAAGUGCCUGAAACUCAGUUCCAGAACCGAGGGUCUCUGCAUUACCAGUUUGCAUCUGAACUUCUCCAGACACCAGUUCAGCUCUUCAGGACCAAAAAUCCAGAGACAGAGAUAGUGGAGAUCCUGCAUCAUCUGGUACAGAAUAAUCAGGAGCAGGUCCACGCUGAUGCCCCAGCCAAGUUCCUUCAGCUCACCCAGUUGUUGCGUUCAGCCAGCCAUCAGAACAUUGAGGCCAUCUGGAAACAGUUUCAAAACAGAAAUGACUACAGACGCUGGAUCCUGGAUGCAGUUCCUGCAAUAGGAACGCCCAGUGCACUGAAGUUCAUAAAAGAGAAAAUCCAGAAUAGGGACAUCACAGAGACAGAAGCAGCCCAGGCUCUCCUGACAGCAAUGCACCUAAUGAAAGCUGACCAAGAUACCAUGCAAAUUGCAGCUGACAUCGCCACCUCUAGCCAUGUCCAGAAGUCACACGUUCUCCAUAAAAUUGCUCUACUUGCUUAUGGCUCCAUGGUUCACAAGUACUGUGCUAAAUUUCAGAGCUGCCCAGAGAAAACAUUACAGCCUCUCCAUGACCUUGCUGCUGAUGCUGCUAGCAGAGCUCAUCACGAAGACAUGGUCCUUGCCCUGAAGGCUUUGGGCAAUGCAGGACAGCCUUCUAGUAUCAAGCGCAUCCAGAAGUUCCUACCAGGGUUUUCCUCUGGAGCGUCACAGCUUCCAGUCAAAAUUCAAGGGGAUGCUUUGAUGGCCCUCAGGAACAUCGCCAAGAAGGAACCAAGAAAGGUUCAGGAAAUUGCUCUGCAGAUCUUUAUGGAGAAAAAAUUACAUCCUGAGGUCCGAAUGCUGGCUUGUGUAGUUCUGUUUGAAACCAGACCCCCCAUGGCACUUGUGGCAACCGUAGCUGAGGCCCUGCUGAAGGAGACCAGUUUGCAAGUGGCCAGUUUCACCUACUCCCACAUGAAGUCUCUCACCAGAAGCACUGCUCCAGACACACGCCCAGUUGCUGCUGCCUGCAAUGUAGCUGUCAAGCUUCUGAGCUCCAAACUUGAUAGACUGAGCUACCAAUACAGCAAGGCUAUUCACCUUGAUGCUUUUAGAACUGAACUGAUGGCCGGAGUAGCAGCUAAUGUCUUUGUGAUAAACGACGCAGCCAACAUCCUCCCCACAGCUGUUGUGUCCAAAAUCCGGGGAUAUAUGGCUGGAUCUGCAGCAGACCUACUAGAGGUUGGAGUCCGAGCAGAGGGACUGCAAGAAGUCCUUAGAAAACAACACACAUCAGUCAGCAGUGCUCGCAGCAAGAUUGAGCGCAUUCUUAAAACUCUCUCUGGCUGGAAGGCCAUACCAUCCAACAAACUGCUGGCAUCAGCCUAUAUCAAGCUGUUUGGACAAGAGGUUUCCUUCUCUGAAAUUGACAGGAAUGUCAUUGAAAAUGCAGUUCAGACAAUCACCGGACCUUUAGAAAGACAAGACGCUGUGAGAAGGGUGCUCAGGAGGCUUCAGGAUGGAACUGCAGCACAGUGGUCCAAGCCCUUGCUGGCUGCCGAAGUGCGUCGAAUUGUACCCACUUGCGUUGGCUUUCCCAUGGAAAUGAGCCUGUACUCUGCUGCUGUAUCUAAUGUUGCAGUUAAUGUCCGAACACAACUGUCACCUGCCCCCACUGACAGCUUCCGAAUCUCUCAGCUGCUGAAUUCCCACAUUCAGAUGCAAGCCGACCUCAGCCCCAGUGUCUCCAUUCACACAGUAGCAGUGAUGGGCAUCAACACCCAUUUAAUUCAGGCUGGAGUGGAAUUACGUGCAAAAGCCCGCAUGGCAAUCCCAAUGAAGUUCAAUGCAAGGAUUGACAUGAAGGAACAAAACUUCAAGUUAGAGGCUUUACCGUGUCAGCAGGAGGAAAACCUUUUGUCCCUGAGGGUUCAAGCGUUUGCUGUUUCCAGAAAUUUGCAAGAUUUAUCUGAAAGAAAGACCCCGCUAUUGCCUGAUUCAGCUCAAGUGAACAUAAUGAAGCAACGUUUCACAUCUCAAGAACAAACACCUUUUCAACAUGAACAAGGCAUAUCAAGACUGUCCUCUGACCAAAUACAGUCAGCAGAAGUUCCAUAUUCUGAAGAUCAAGCACAACAGCAAGAGGCAUCAGCUGAACCACACAACUACUGCGCAAAAGCAACAGAAUUCGGGAUCCAGUUCUGCUUUCAGGGAAAAUCACAAAAUGCUGCUUUCAUCAGAAACUCUCCACUGUAUAAAAUCAUUGGAGAACACACAGCGAAAGUGUCUCUUAAACCAGCUCAUAUAGAGGAAUCUCUUGAAAAACUGCAGAUUGAAAUUCAGGCAGGAGCAAAGGCAGCUUCGAAGAUAGUCAAGCUAAUAUCCCUGAAGGCUAUGCCCAAGGAGGAGGAGACAGAGGAAGGUCCUCAAGGAAAAACAGUCCUGUUGAAACUGCAAAGACUUCUGAAAACAGAAGGGGGAGGCAUGAGGAAAUCAAUUCAUAGAAACAGAAACUCAUCAUCCUCUAGCUCCUCCAGCUCCAGCAGCUCCUCCAGCAGCUCCUCCAGCAGCUCAUCCAGCCAGCAGGACAGGAAACAGAACAAGCAGCUGAACAUGAACACCAAGCGCAAGGGCCGCCCAACUUCCUCCUCCUCCUCCUCCUCCUCCUCCUCCUCCUCCUCUUCAUCCAGCAGCUCUUCUUCCCAGGAGGGGCAGAAGAAACGGGAGAAACAGAGCAAGGGACAGGUUCAAAAUUUAUAUCGUGAUCAAGACCAGGAUCAGAACAGGAAUAAAAACAGGGAUCAAGACAGGAAUAAAAAUAACAACAGCAGCAGCAGCAGUAGCAGCAGCAGCAGCAGCAGCGGCAGCAGCAGCAGCAGCAGCAGUUCUUCUAGUGACAGCAGUCAGAAAAAGUUGAGACAGCAAUACAAGAUGUAUGAUUUCCGGUUCAAGUCUGCUAGUGUCCAUCAGAAUGGCCUCAGGUCUUCAUCGUCUAGCAGCAGCAGCAGCAGCAGCAGCAGCAGCAGCAGUGAUUCCAGACUUGCAUCAGCAUCUCAAAAGCCUAAGUUCCUUGGCGAUGCAAUGCCACCCAUGCUUGCUCUUGUUCUUCGAGCCGUAAGGAGUGAUGGGAAACAGCAGGGGUACCAAGUGGCUUUCUAUUAUGAUGACAAAACAAAUAAACCCAAAGUUCAGGUGAUGGCAGCCAACUUAAGAGAACAAAGCAAGUGGCAAGUCUGUGCAGAUGCUGUGCAGCCCAGUGCUCAGGAAACUAAGGUGAAGAUUCAAUGGGGCGAGGAAUGCCAGGACUACAGGGUGGGCAUGAAGGUGUCGACUGGCCACUUGGCCACUCACCCGGCUGUGCAGCUCAAAAUGCAGUGGGGGAAGAUUCCUAAGAUAGCAAAACAAGCCACAAAAAUAGUUGCUGAAUAUGCUCCCGGCGCUGCAUUCCUGUUAGGAUUUUCAGAGCGCUGGCAGAGAAACCCAUCCAAACAGAUUGCUUUUAUUUUAGCAGCAACUUCCACAAGGACCAUUGAUGUAGUUAUUAAAGCACCAAAGUUAACCCUUUUCAAUCGAGCUCUUCGCACUCCCUUUGCAUUACCUGUUGGUCAGAAUGCUAUCUCUGAGACUGGAAAAUCCAGAUGGAGCAUAGCUAACAUUCCUAUUAUGCUGGAGGAAACAAUGUCAGGACAGUGUACAGUUGAGAAUAACAAAAUCGUCACGUUUAAUGGCAAGAAGUUCUCAACAGAAUUGCCAGACGCUUGCCAGGUUGUUCUGUCUCAAGACUGCUCCUCUGAUCUCCAGUGGAUAGUGCUAGCACAAAAGACUGCGUCUUCAAAAAACAAAGCAAUAAAUGUGAACGUGGCUAACAAGGACAUUGAAUUGUAUUGUCAUGGACAGGCCACUCAAGUGAAGGUUAAUGGCAAUGAGAUCUCCAACCUGCCAUAUGAUUCUGAUUCAAUCUCAAUUACCAGUACAGAAAAUGGAUUAACCCUUGAAGCGAACAAAUAUGGCCUAAACAAUGUUUACUUUGAUUGUGACCAAUGCAAGAUCCAGGUUGGAUCCUCAAUGAAAGGGAAGACUUGUGGGGUAUGUGGCCAUGGGGAUGGAGAAACCAGGAAGGAGUACCAGAUGCCAGGCGGAUGUGUGGCCAAGAGCUCAGAUAGCUUCGCUCAGUCAUGGGUGAUUCCAGGAGACUCCUGCAGUGACGAUUGUAAACUAAAGCGAGAGUUUGUGAAGUUGAACAAAGAGGUUAACCUUCAAGGAAGAGAAGUCAAGUGCUAUUCAAUUGAUCCUAUACUUCAGUGUAUGCCUGGAUGCUCCCCUGUAAAAACCUAUCCUGUCACUAUUGGCUUCCACUGCCUCCCAACUGACUCUGCUGUGGAUGUCCUAGAAGGAAACUUCAGCCAGAAGAAAGAAGACAUUGAAGAGAUUGUGAACGCUCACCUGGCUUGCUCAUGCAGUGGACACUGCUCUUAAAAUACAACUUUUUGUGUUUUCAAGUCAAGAUGAUUGCGUUGAUAAUCGCAAUACAUAUUUAGUGUUAUAGUAGUACAAGUAUCCAUAAUAAACUCAUGGUUUUAAAAGCAA